ACUACUCGUAUACUCACUGAUGUGAUGUCUUUGGUCUAGACGACUCAAACAUUAUCCGCUGGUUACACUAAUUAGCACACCAGCGCGUUAGUGUGCACGUGAGUAAUUUUGUCACGUGACACUGCGCACUUCACAACUACGUUGCAUCAUGGACGGCGACAGGCAACUUGAUCUAGACGAACAGAUCCUUCAGUAUAAAACUUACACCGUAAGACCGUGGAAACGUGGAGACCGAGAUGCUGCUACAGCCAUUGUGCAGACAUGUCGAGCAGAGUAUGACUUACCAUUUGAACCACAAGGGGAAGACAAGGAUAUUGCUAACGUGGAUGAAUAUUAUUGGAAGAAGAAACUAGGCGAAAUGUGGGUCGUUGAAGAGAACGACACAGGCAAAGUGAUCGGUACUGCCGGAUACUACAAGAUAUCAAUGGGUUGCAAUGCUGUGGAACUGAGAAAAAUGUUUCUACUGCCUCAUGCUAGAGGGAAAGGAUUAGGAAAGGCCAUUCUUGAGAGAUUAGAGAGACGAAUCAAAGAACGAGGAUAUGAGGAGAUCUACAUCCAGACGUGUACAGUGUUAAAAGAGGCAUGUCAGAUGUAUCAGACUGCUGGUUAUGUACAAACAACAAAUGAUCAACUGGCGUUGAAAUGUGACUUAAUGCUGAAGAAGUCGGUUGCAAGUGUAACUCUUUCAUGAUAGGAAUAG
Messenger RNA from Corticium candelabrum, 700 nucleotides. RefSeq lists its product as uncharacterized. Lineage: Eukaryota; Metazoa; Porifera; Homoscleromorpha; Homosclerophorida; Plakinidae. Bases 149 to 691 code for a protein of 180 amino acids. The transcript has a single exon. The record is from RefSeq and is a predicted model, not a curated record. Gene Ontology annotation, molecular function: N-acetyltransferase activity.